Messenger RNA from Pedinophyceae sp. YPF-701, 3375 nucleotides. Lineage: Eukaryota; Viridiplantae; Chlorophyta; Pedinophyceae. The record is from the annotation of a GenBank genome assembly.
AUGGCGGACGACCAAAAGCUCAUGCAUGGCGAUCUGGCGACCUUCGAGGCGUUGCUGGAUCGCCUGAUGUCCUCGAACAACGACGAGCGCAGUGCAGCACAGGAGACCCUUGAGCGACUGCAACAGAGCGCGGACCUCGCGGCGCAGCACCUCGUCCAGGCGCUGAGGAGGUCGACCAACGAGCAGUCGCGGAAUAUGGCCGCGGUGCUGCUCCGAAGGUUUCUGAUAAAGGAUUCAUCGAACGCGUGGGAAAAACUGUCGACCGACGUCAAGAACGUCGUCAAGUCCGAGCUCAUGCUCGUCCUCCAGGAAGAGACGAACUCGAACAUCCUGCGCGUGGUGGCGGACCUGGUGGGCGAGCUCGGGGCGCUGCUCGCGGAAAACAACCAGUGGCCGGAGCUCCUGCCGUUCGUCUUCACGUGCAGCCAGAGCGGCCAGGACCGCAUGGUCAUCGCGGCGCUCCGCGUCUUCACCGAGCUCUCGCAGUGCGUCAUCCAGGCCCUCGUGCCGCACCUCCCCGCCAUCGAGGGGGUCCUCUCGAGCUGCCUGGGCUCGCAGAGCCAGGACGUGGCCGUCGCGGCCCUCACCGCGACGUGCUCGUUCAUCACGUGCCUCGGCACGCCCCAGGAGCGCGACAGGUUCCAGGCCGCGGUGCCCACCAUGAUCCAGAUCCUGGGGAACACCCUCAACGCAGGCAACGAGCUGGCGGCGCAGGACGCGAUGGAGCAGCUCAUCGAGGUGGCGGAGGAGGAGCCGCGCUUCCUGCGGCGUCAGCUCCCGCACACCGUGACGGCGAUGAUCACCAUCGCGGAGGCGCCGACGCUGGACGAGGCGACGCGGAAGCUCGCGGCGGAGUUCCUCGUCACGCUGUGCGAGGCGCGCGAGAAGGCCCCCGGCAUGAUGCGCAAGCUGCCCGACUUCCUGCUGCGGCUGUUCCGGUGCCUGAUGACGUUCCUGCUCGACGUGGACGACGACCCGGACUGGUACCGCGCGGACACGGAGGACGCGCUCAACGCGGGCGAGGGCGAGCUCUUCGACUCGGGGCAGGACUACCUGGACCGCCUGUCCAUCUCCGUGGGCGGGGGCACGAUUGCGCCGAUCGUGGCGCAGGUCCUGCCGGAGUUCCUGCGCGGCGCGGACUGGCAGCAGCGGCACGCGGCGCUCAUCUGCCUCGCGCAGGUCGCGGAGGGGUGCGCGAAGGUCAUGACGGGGCAGGUGUCGCAGGUGGUGGCGAUGAUCAUCGAGGCCGCGCACGACAGCCACCAGCGCGUGCGCUGGGCGCUGUGCCAGACGCUCGGGCAGCUGUGCACCGACCUGGGCCCGGACAUCCAGGAGAAGGAGCACGGGCGGAUCCUGCCCGCGCUGCUGCACCUCAUGUCCGACGCGUCGAGCCCGCGGGUCCAGGCGCACGCCACGGCCGCGCUGGUGAACUUCUCGGAGCAGUCGGAGCAGGAGGUCAUCGGGCCGUACCUGGACACGCUGAUCUCGAAGCUGAUUGAGCUCCUGCAGCAGUCGGGGCAGCGGCUGGUGCAGGAGGGGGCGCUGACGGCGCUCGCGUCGGUCGCGGACGCGGCGCAGGCGCACUUCGUCAAGUACUACGACCACGUGAUGCCGCUGCUGUCCAACGUGCUGGUCAGCGUGGCGAACAAGGAGCAGCGCAUGCUGCGCGCCAAGGCGCUGGAGUGCGCGAGCCUGGUGGGCAUGGCGGUGGGGAAGGAGAAGUUCGGGCGGGACGCGAACGCGAUCAUCGACGUGAUGAAGCGGCUGCAGGAGGGCGGGACCAACCCGACGGGCGCCGCGGACGACGACGACGACCCCAUCGCCAGCUACAUGCAGCAGGCCUGGACGCGGAUCUGCAAGUGCCUGGGCGCGGACUUCAUCCCGUACAUGUCGUGGGUGAUGCCGCCGCUGAUCCGGUCCGCGAGCAUCACGCCGGACGUCCAGGUCCUCGAAGACGACGAGGAGGCGGCGGAGGACGUCGAGGACGUGGACACGAUCCACGUGGGCGACAAGCGCAUCGUGAUCCACACGGCGACGCUGGAGGAGAAGGCGACGGCGUGCAACAUGCUGUACUGCUACGUCGACGAGCUGGGCGCCGGGUUUGCCCCGUGGGCCGAGGAGGUGGUGCAGGUGAUGGCGCCGCUGUGCUCGUUCUACUUCCACGACGAGGUGCGGAAGGCCGCGGUGAUGAGCGUGCCGGAGCUGCUCGACUCGGCGAAGCAGGGCGUCGCGCAGGGGCAGCUGCCCGGGAAGGACACGGCCUGGGUCAAGGGGAUGCUGGACUUCAUCUGGUCGAAGCUCCAGGCGGCGGUGGUGAAGGAGCCCGAGACGGACAUCCUCUCGGACAUGCUGCAGGCGGACUGCCGGAUCAUCGAGGUCGCGGGCGAGCUCCUGAGUCAGGAGCAGCUCGCGGGGCUCAUCGACGACCUCGCGCGGGUCAUGGCGCGGUCCGAGGAGCGCCGGCAGAAGCGGAUCGAGCGGCAGAAGCACGAGGACUUCGACGCGGAGGAGGCGGAGGCGCUCGAGGAGGAGAUCGAGCUCGAGGAGGACGUGUUGGAUUCGGUGCAGGAGGUGCUCUCCGGGCUGCUGCGGAGGUUCAAGGCGGCCGUGCUGCCGCUGGUGGCGCGCCUGAUACCCGGGUUCGCGCCGAUGCUGGACAAGGGGCGCACGGCGUCGGAGCGGCGGAUCGCGGUGUGCGUGUUUGACGACGUCAUCGAGUUCGCGUCAGAGGGCGGGGCGGCGCUGCAGUACGUGGACGACCUGCUCCCGGUGUACCUCGAGUGCUGCUCGAGCAAGGACUCGGCGCUGCGGCAGUGCGCGGUGUACGGGCUGGGGCUGGUCGCGCAGCACGCCACGACGAAGUUCGUGCCGGCGUGCGGGCAGGUGCUGCAGACGGUGGUCGCGAUGGUGCAGGCGCCCAACGCGCGGGACGACGAGCACGAGAACGCGACGGACAACGCGGUGUCGUGCCUGGGGAAGAUGAUCGAGCACUGCCCGGAGGUGUUUGACAGCAGGGCCGCGGCGGGGGUGUUGCUGGACUACCUUCCGGUCAAGGGGGACCGCGCGGAGGCCAAGGAGGUGCACGAGCAGCUGUGCCGCCUCGUGGAGACGUCCUCCGCGGCGAUCCUCGGCGAGAACAACGCCAACCUCCCGCGCGUCAUCAACAUCAUGGCGCGCGUGCUCACGCACGGCACCGCGCUGGUGCGACAAGAGGGCGCCCAGCGCAUGGCGACGCUGCUGCAGCAGAUGCACCAGAUGAUGCCCGCGGAGGUGUUCGCGCAGGCCUCGCAGGGCCUGGACGCCACGCAGCAGGCCAACCUGCAGGCGGCGUGCCAGGGACAGCUCGCGAACCUUCAGGUCGUGAAGUUGUCGUGA